AACAUCUUAAACAACUUCCGAAGAGCGAGAAACACAUCAGACUCUCCACGCGCCGGACAAUCUGAAGAUGAGAACAACACACAUACUAACCUUUCCCGCUCUUCUCAUGCUGCUCUACAUUCCUUGCUCAGAUCCUGUUACUGUGACGACAAGCAAAGCAAAAGUGGAAGUACAUGAAAACACAAAUGCUGUCCUUUCCUGUGAGUUCAGGACAGAGAAAGAAACAAACCCACGUGUUGAAUGGAAGAAGAGAGGCAAAGAGGUUUCAUAUGUUUAUUUUGAUGGCGAUUUUACAGGUGCAUUUAAGAGCCGUGCGUCCAUCGACGGGGCAACAAUGACCCUCCGUGGUGUCACACAGAAAGACUCGGGAGUGUAUCAUUGCGAAGUCACAGCCCGCCAAGACAAAAUCAAGCUGGGGGAGGUCACCGUCACCCUCAUUGUGCUUGUGCCGCCAAAUGCGCCGUCAUGUGAGGUUCCAGAAACAGUCAUGAAAGGAUUUUCUGCGGAGCUCCACUGUAAAGACAAACUCAGCGUUCCUGCUGCCACCUACAGCUGGUACAAAGACAACAAACUACUUAACACUGGCAAGCUCGCUGAAAUCAACUACACCCUGGACCCCAAAACAGGGACUCUGAAAUUCAAGACGGUAUCAAAAUCUGAUGAGGGUCAGUAUCGAUGUGAGGCAUCCAAUGGAGUGGGGGCACCCAAAAGCUGUGCAGGCCGGCAUAUGAAGAUAACUGAAUUUGAGCUCAACAUGACAAUAGUUAUAGCAUUAGAAGUGGGAGCGUUCCUGUUGCUUCUCUCGUGCUGUGUGUCCAUCUGUCUGUGCUGCAGACGAGGGUGCUGUCGACGCUGCCGCAAGAGUAAAGGAGAGACAAUACACAGCAGAACAAAGACCAGCUGUAACCCUCCAACAGAUCCGAGACGCUACAAACAUACCCAAUCCUUUGUGCUUUGAAGAGUGUGCACAUUUUGGACAGCUUCAUGCUUACAGAAGUGAAUUCAAUUGACCUCAAAGGCUAGAGAAUUAAAUAUUACAUCAAAUAAGCCUCUAUAUCUCUGCUUUGCUCUUAUGGGCCAUGAGAGCAGAAACACGCCCCCUGGUGGUGAGAAUUGAUUACAGUGGAACAAU
This is a messenger RNA of Rhinichthys klamathensis goyatoka, 1132 nucleotides long. RefSeq names its product junctional adhesion molecule 2b (gene jam2b). The record is from RefSeq and is a predicted model, not a curated record. Gene Ontology annotation, cellular component: cell surface; protein complex involved in cell adhesion; tight junction. Gene Ontology annotation, biological process: leukocyte tethering or rolling. The coding region runs from base 68 to 958 and encodes 296 amino acids. The transcript has 10 exons. NCBI's taxonomy places the organism in Eukaryota, Metazoa, Chordata, Actinopteri, Cypriniformes, Leuciscidae.